AUGCGGCGGAGGCCGCGGCAGGAGUAUCGCUGGGGGCCUGUAAAGGCUUUCACUGAGGAUGUUAAACACACGGUUAUGGAUAUCCUGGGUGUACCGGGUGUACCGAAGCUCGACGGUCGAGAUGUGAAGGCGCGGGAUGUCGUCGCCGAUGACGAUCGUAGUACCGUGGGGCCCAAUCAUCUGGUUACCGGCCUUACGGGUCAGGCUGCUCAGACGUAG
Penicillium crustosum is the source of this 219-nucleotide messenger RNA. RefSeq lists its product as uncharacterized. Bases 1 to 219 code for a protein of 72 amino acids. The record is from RefSeq and is a predicted model, not a curated record. NCBI's taxonomy places the organism in Eukaryota, Fungi, Ascomycota, Eurotiomycetes, Eurotiales, Aspergillaceae. The transcript has a single exon.